CAUGUUGACUAAUGUGUGGAGCUGCAACUGGUCAACUCACGGAUAGAGUUUGGGGUGUUACUAUGGGACGUAGUAGGUCCAGCUGGCUGUUGAUAGUAGUGUUUAUGUUGAUAGUGUUGCAGGUGGUGUUUAUGUUGAUAGUGUUGCAGGUGGUGUUUAUGUUGAUAGUGUUGCAGGUAGUGUUUAUGUUGAUAGUGUUGCAGGUGGUGUUUAUGUUGAUAGUGUUGCAGGUGGUGUUUAUGUUGAUAGUGUUGAAGGUGGUGUUUAUGUUGAUAGUGUUGCAGGUGGUGUUUAUGUUGAUAGUGUUGAAGGUGGUGUUUAUGUUGAUAGUGUUGCAGGUGGUGUUUAUGUUGAUAGUGUUGAAGGCGGUGUUUAUGUUGAUAGUGUUGCAGGUGGUGUUUAUGUUGAUAGUGUUGCAGGUGGGGUUUAUGUUGAUAGUGUUGCAGGUGGUGUUUAUGUUGAUAGUGAUCUAGGUGGUGUUUAUGUUGAUAGUGUUGCAGGUAGUGUUUAUGUUGAUAGUGAUUCAGAUGGUGUUUAUGUUGAUAGUGUUGCAGGUGGUGUUUAUGUUGAUAGUGAUCUAGGUGGUGUUUAUAUUGAUAGUGUUGCAGGUGGUAUGUAUGUUGAUAGUGUUGCAGGUGGUGUUUAUGUUGAUAGUGUAGCAGGUGGUGUUUAUGUUGAUAGUGUAGCAGGUGGUGUUUAUGAUGACAGUGAUGCAGGUUGUGUUUAUGAUGAUAGUGAUGCAGGUGGUGUUUAUAAUGAUAGUGAUGCAGGUAAUGUUUAUGUUGAUAGUGAUGCAGGUGGUGUUUAUGUUGAUAGUGUUGCAGGUGGUGUUUAUGUUGAUAGUGUAGCAGGUGGUGUUUAUGUUGAUAGUGAUGCAGGAGGUGUUUAUGUUGAUAGUGUUGCAGGUGGUAUGUAUGUUGAUAGUGUUGCAGGUGGUGUUUAUGUUGAUAGUGUAGCAGGUGGUGUUUAUGUUGAUAGUGUAGCGGGUGGUGUUUAUGAUGAUAGUGAUGCAGGUUGUGUUUAUGAUGAUAGUGAUGCAGGUGGUGUUUAUAAUGAUAGUGAUGCAGGUAAUGUUUAUGUUGAUAGUGAUGCAGGUGGUGUUUAUGUUGAUAGUGUUGCAGGUGGUGUUUAUGUUGAUAGUGUAGCAGGUGGUGUUUAUGUUGAUAGUGAUGCAGGUGGUGUUUAUGCUGAUAGUGAUGCAGGUGGUGUUUAUGAUGAUAGUGAUGCAGGUAAUGUUUAUGUUGAUAGUGAUGCAGGUGGUGUUUAUGUUGAUAGUGUUGCAGGUGGUGUUUAUGUUGAUAGUGUAGCAGGUGGUGUUUAUGUUGAUAGUGAUGCAGGUGGUGUUUAUGUUGAUAUUGAUGCAGGUGGUGUUUAUGUUGAUAGUGAUGCAGGUGGUGUUUAUGUUGAUAGUGAUGCAGGUGGUGUUUAUGUUGAUAGUGUUGCAGGUGGUGUUUAUGUUGAUAGUGUAGCAGGUGGUGUUUAUGUUGAUAGUGAUGCAGGUGGUGUUUAUGUUGAUAUUGAUGCAGGUGGUGUUUAUGUUGAUAGUGAUGCAGGUGGUGUUUAUGUUGAUAGUGUUGAAGGAUGUGUUUGUGUUGAUAGUGUUGAAGGUAGUAUUUGUGUUGAUAGUGUUGCAGUUAAUGUUUAUGUUGAUAGUGAUGCAGGUGGGGUUUAUGUUGAUAGUGUUGAAGUUGGUGUUUAUGUUGAUAGUGUUGAAGGUGGUGUUUAUGUUGAUAGUGUUGCAGGUGGUGUUUAUGUUGAUAGUGAUGAUAGAGAUGUGCGUUAUUCUAGUAGUGCCAUAUGUGUGAUGAUGCUGUUGGUAAGGGAGCUCGGUAUCUAUGGCAGUUCAUUGACGUUUGUUUUUGUUUCUAUUGUUGUAUGUUAUCAUCAAUGGAUUCUAGAGGCUGUAUUUUCCAGCGAUUGCAGGAUUUGUAUUUAUUUUUAUUGAUUUCACCUUUAUUUAACCAGGU
Molecule: messenger RNA, 1967 nt
Organism: Oncorhynchus mykiss (rainbow trout)
Lineage: Eukaryota; Metazoa; Chordata; Actinopteri; Salmoniformes; Salmonidae
Source: RefSeq, a predicted model, not a curated record